Molecule: messenger RNA, 1074 nt
Organism: Dentiscutata heterogama
Lineage: Eukaryota; Fungi; Glomeromycota; Glomeromycetes; Diversisporales; Gigasporaceae
Source: the annotation of a GenBank genome assembly
AUGUUCAAAACACAAAACUUUUGCUAUAUUUUCUUUCUUGCAAUUAUUACCGGUUCUGUCUGGGCUCAAGAUGCUAACAAUACCAGCAACAACACCGGCAACGACACCUCUAAUACUCAACCUCAAUGUUCAUCUAAGCCCGACAUUAGUUCUUAUAACUUUGGAUUUCACUUGGCAGCCCUUUUUGUAAUUCUUUGUACUAGCUCUUUCGGUGCAUUCACACCUGUCAUUUCCAAGAAGUAUCCUGCAUUUAAGAUUCCAAGUUUAAUAUUUUUCGUUACCAAACAUUUUGGAAGCGGAGUAAUUCUCGCUACAGCUUUUGGUACUUUAAAUAAUCCAUGCCUUCAGCCAGUGUGGACAAACUACCCUUCUUGGCCAGGUGCAAUUGCAAUGAUGGCUGCAUUAUUCAUCUUUUUUAUUGAAUAUUCAGCGUUAAAAAUAGCCGAUCAUUUUGGUGCUCAUGCCAAUUCGAAUAAUGAAAUAAAUGAUACAGCUACUGGUACAACUAAUGUCGUUGAUGAAUCCGUUGAAAAACCGGAUGUCACUUUUGAACAUCUUCAUCAUACCGCUGAAACCGUUUUAAGCUCCCGGGCUCAAAUCUUAGGUAUCACUAUUUUAGAAUGUGGUAUAUGCUUUCAUUCGGUAAUUAUUGGAAUGGCCUUAUCCGUCGCGGGUGAUGAAUUUGUUCCAUUAUUUGUCGCAUUGAUAUUUCACCAAUUGUUUGAAGGUCUUGGGAUCGGUUCUCGUGUUGCUGAGCUCAAAUUUCGGUCGAACAGUUUUGAACCAUGGUUGAUGUCAUUGGCUUACGGAACUACAACUCCAAUAGGCAUUAUGAUAGGCUUAUUAAUUCGUAAUUCCUACAACCCUAAUUCAGAUAUUUCACUUGUUGUGCAAGGUGUUUUUGAUUCAGUAUCUGCUGGAAUUCUUUUAUAUGCUGCUAUGGUCGAGCUUAUUGCCAAUGACUUCAUUUAUGACCCGGAAUUUCAAAAAAUUCCAAAAACCGAUAAAAUCACUGCAUUCGGUUGUUUAAUUACUGGUGCUGGUAUUAUGUCUGUGAUUGCAAUUUGGGCGUGA